AGCGGACAGAGCAGAGAGCUCAAGCCUACCGGAGCCGUUUAAAGAUGGCAGAACGACAGCAGAAACACGAAGGCGGCCGAGUGAAGAUCGGACAUUAUCUUCUCGGCGACACUCUGGGCGUCGGCACCUUCGGCAAAGUAAAGAUUGGAGAGCACCAGUUGACAGGUCAUAAGGUGGCAGUGAAGAUCCUGAACAGACAGAAAAUCAGGAGUCUGGACGUGGUGGGCAAGAUCAAACGAGAAAUACAGAACCUCAAACUAUUCAGACACCCUCAUAUCAUCAAACUGUACCAGGUGAUCAGUACUCCUACAGAUUUCUUCAUGGUGAUGGAGUAUGUCUCAGGAGGAGAGCUGUUUGACUACAUCUGCAAACACGGACGGGUAGAAGACAAAGAGGCUCGUCGGUUGUUCCAACAGAUCAUCUCAGGGGUAGACUACUGCCACAGACACAUGGUGGUGCACAGAGACCUCAAACCUGAGAAUGUUCUGCUGGACCAUUCCAAGAACGCCAAGAUAGCUGACUUUGGGUUGUCAAACAUGAUGUCAGAUGGGGAGUUCCUGAGGACCAGCUGUGGAUCUCCCAACUACGCUGCUCCUGAAGUCAUCUCUGGAAGGUUAUAUGCUGGACCUGAAGUGGAUAUAUGGAGCUGUGGUGUGAUCCUGUAUGCGUUGCUGUGUGGGACUCUACCCUUUGAUGACGAACAUGUUCCCACGCUGUUUAAGAAGAUCAGAGGGGGCGUGUUCUAUAUGCCAGAAUACCUCACUCGGCCCGUCGCCUCCCUGCUGCUGCUCAUGCUGCAGGUCGACCCAUUGAAGAGAGCCACCAUUAAAGACAUUAGGGAACAUGAGUGGUUUAAGCAGGACCUGCCAGGCUACCUGUUUCCUGAGGACCUGUCUUAUGACUCCACGGUUCUGGACGAGGAGGCCGUCAGGGAGGUGUGCGACAAGUUUGAGAGCACCGAGUCUGAGGUGAUGUCCAGCCUGUACAGCGGAGACCCCCAGGACCAGCUGGCGGUAGCAUACCAUCUGAUUAUAGAUAACCGUCGUAUCAUGACCCAGGCCAGUGAGUUCUACCUGGCCUCCAGCCCUCCCCAGGGCUCCUUCAUGGAGGAUGGCAUGCCCCUGCCUCCCAGGGUCAAACCACACCCAGAGAGGAUGCCCCCCCUGCUGAUAGACAGCCCUAAGGCGCGCUGCCCGCUGGAUGCCCUCAACACCACCAGAGCCAAACCCCUGGCAGUGAAGAAAGCCAAGUGGCACCUGGGCAUCAGGAGUCAGAGCAGACCCUAUGACAUCAUGGCUGAGGUCUACAGGGCUAUGAGACAGCUACAGUAUGACUGGAAGGUGGUGAACCCGUACCACCUGCGUGUUCGGAGUAAGAACCCAGUAACAGACAACCUGGUGAAGAUGAGUCUCCAGCUAUACCAGGUGGACAACAGAUCCUACCUGCUGGACUUCAAGAGCAUCGAUGAUGACAUCAUGGAGGCAGUAGGGUUUAAGUCAGGUUCUUCCAUCCCUCAGAGGUCAGGCUCCACUGCAGGGCUCCAUAGACCCAGACUCAGUGUGGACUCAGCCUUACCUGCCGUGGAUCUCCCCCAGCUCAGCUCCUCCCUGCCUGGGUCGCUGUGCUCCAGUGCUGCCCUCAUUACCUCCACCCCGCGCCAGGGCAGCCACACCAUGGACUUCUUUGAGAUGUGUGCCAGUCUCAUCACCACACUGGCCCGCUAGAGAAGGUUAAUCCCGCUGGAUAACGUGAAGUCAGGAAAACUCCAGGUCCUACUUGCAUAACCUCUAAAACAGAACCCUGCCCUGAGCCUUGUAGUUAGACAGUUUGAUAUCAGUGUGAUCCUGGCCUAAGUUUAGUAGAGCACUGUUCACCUAACCACAUAUCUAGGGUCAGUUGUGUGUUGUUACCUCCCUAUGUUAUAGGUUUGGGCUGGGCAUGGGAAACUGAUUCUAGAUCUGUGGUUAGGCUUCCUGUCUGUCGAGAGCAAGUCUUGCCAUGGGAAAGGUUAGGGGUUAGAGAUCAAACUUGCUGGGGCAGGGUCACGUUAGGUCAAAUCUACUUUAUCCCAUAGACUGUAUAAAGAUGGGCAGCUCCUCCCACAUUACUCUCAACCUCCAAUCAGCUGCAGAAUAGCCAUCACCAUAACAGAAUUGCAAACAAUUUUAUGCAUCCGGUUUUCAGGGAUACAGUUAAUUCAACUUAGCUUUCUUUUCCGCUGAAAACCGGUUGUGUGAACUCCGCUAAGACGUUUUUCUUUUAUGCCUACUAUGUUAGGUUACGCAUUACAUUUAUUUGAAAUGUUUUUUUAUAAUGACACAGAUUGUGACCCAUAUCAUAUUUAUAUUAAUAUCAUUUUGAGUAGAUGUUGAUUGAAUGACAUACCAAAACAAAUUGUUUCUAUAUACAAAGAGGAAUGUUAUUAUUUUUAGAGAUAGUUUUAAAGGCUGUGUGUGGUUACUGAUUAUUGAAGCACUGCUGAUGUUUGAAGAGAUUUUAGGUGAUGAGGUCAUAGAGAGAGGAGGCUAGCUGACUGGCAAUAUUGUUCUGUGGAUUAGUUGGCAUUGAUGCUAACGUGGCUACCAGACGGACGACGAGGAGGAGGGAGGGAGGGAGGGAAGUGUGUCUGUAACGAGCCUCAGAGGACUCUACGGCACGGAACCUUUCUCUAGGUGCCUUAACACAAAUGUUGCUUCUAGCUUGGUGGCAAUGUUUUGUUUGUAGAAACAGAAUGGAAACCAUACGUGUGUGUAAAGGAGUGACAGACCGGAGCUUGCCAUUGAUUGGUCAGGAGGAGAAGACAUACUGUAGUUUGUCAAUAGUUAGUCAGCAGCAUACUACCCUGCAUACCACUGCUGGCUUGCUUCUGAAGCUAAGCAGGGUUGGUCCUGGUCAGUCCCUGGAUGGGAGACCAGAUGCUGCUGGAAGUGGUGUUGUAGGGCCAGUAGUAGGCACUCUUUCCUCUGGUCUAAAAAAAUAAAUAUCCCAAUUGGGCACACUACCAUGUGUAGGGUGCCGUCUUUCGGAGGUGAAGUUAAACGGGUGUCCUGAUUUGAGGUCAUUAAAGAUCCCAUGGCACUUAUCGUAAGAGUGUUAACCCCGGUGUCCUGGCUAAAUUCCCAAUCUGGCCCUUAAACCAUCACGGUCACCUAAUCAUCCCCAGCUUACAAUUGGCUCAUUCAUCCCCCUCUCCCCUGUAACUAUUCCCCAGGUCGUUGCUGCAAAUGAGAAUGUGUUCAGUCAACUUACCUGGUAAAAUAAUGGAUAAAUAGAGAUUUGAGAUCUGACUAAUAACUAUAGGUAGAGCGAUAAUAGAUAUGCGAGACCACUGACUGAUUAGAAGUUGUAUAAAAUUAUUGGGGCGGCAGCGUAGCCUAGUGGUUAGAGCGUUGGACUAGUAACCGGAAGGUUGCGAGUUCAAACCCCCGAGCUGACAAGGUACAAAUCUGUCGUUCUGCCCCUGAACAGGCAGUUAACCCACUGUUCCCAGGCCGUCAUUGAAAAUAAGAAUGUGUUCUUAACUGACUUGCCUGGUUAAAUAAAGGUAAAAUAAAUAAAUUGCAUAUAUAGCUCUCUGGUCUUUAUUUAUGCAAUACGCAUGAGGUGUGGUAUAUGGCCAAAGGACUGUUCUUAAGCACGAUGCAGCGCAGAGUGCCUGGAUACAGCCCUUAGCUGUGGUAUAUUGGCCAUAUACCACAAACCCCCGAGGCGCCUUUUUGCUAGUAUAAACUGGUUACCAAUGUAACUAGAGCAGUAAAAAUACUUGUUAUCAUACCCAUGAUAUACAGUCUGAUAUAACAUGUCAGCCAAUCAGCAUUCAGGGCUCAAACCACCCAGUUUAUAAAAUGGAACAAAACUCCCUUUGCUAUUUGCCCGGUGGUUUACAGUCUUCGAUCUGUCGGUCUUGUUCGAGCCAGUGAGGACUGGGCUCUGGCUGAUCUGAUUCAUGCUAGUGUGUGUUUGUUGUGUUUUGAGCCACAGAGAAAAGAUACUAAACCUCUCUUCUAUCCUAAGUAGCAGUGAAUGCAGUCUGUUUUCUCUCUGUAUGAGACUAUACAUUCAAUACGGAACCCAGACCUAUCUAUAUUAGAUAGAGCAGUGUUUCCCAAACUCGGUCCUGGGGACCCAAAAGGGAGGCUGUGUAGUGCUAAGGCAAAAAACUAAACGCGCACCCAAUAGAGGAAACACUGCUAUAGAGAGAUGUCACUACAAAGCCUGGUUUGAUCCCGGGCUGUAUCCCACAACUGGCUGUGAUCAGGAGUCCCAUAGGGCGGUGCACAAUUGGCCCAGCGUCAUUCGGGGUAGGCUGUCAUUGUAAAAUAAUAAAUUGUUCUUAACCGACUUGCCUAGUUAAAUAAAGACUAGUCACUACAGGGCCAGGGAGAAACUCUGCUCCCUGCUGCAAGACUCAUGCAAUUACCCACA
Messenger RNA from Oncorhynchus kisutch (coho salmon), 4425 nucleotides. RefSeq names its product 5'-AMP-activated protein kinase catalytic subunit alpha-2-like. Gene Ontology annotation, cellular component: cytoplasm. The record is from RefSeq and is a predicted model, not a curated record. The transcript is spliced from 11 exons. Gene Ontology annotation, biological process: protein phosphorylation; intracellular signal transduction. Bases 45 to 1724 code for a protein of 559 amino acids. Gene Ontology annotation, molecular function: ATP binding; protein serine/threonine kinase activity. Lineage: Eukaryota; Metazoa; Chordata; Actinopteri; Salmoniformes; Salmonidae.